UCUGGUAGGCUUGGAGUUUGGUGGGUGGGUGGGUGAGUCGCUACACCCCGUCAAUCAACUCGAAACAGAAACAAUAUUCAACCACAACAACAACAAGAAGAAGAACACAUCUUACCAAACCUCUCAAAAUAAUAAUUUUAUUCGCCGUAGUUUGAGUGAGAGGAGCAACAAGAAUGGCGCAAGUUAGCAAAUUCUGUAAUGGGGCUCAAAGCGCCCAUGUUUUCCCUCGUCUAUCAACACCAAAUGAACGCAAAUCUAUCUGUUCUGUUUCUUCGAUUUCACAGGUAAAAAGGUAUUCAACUUCAUGGGGUUUAAAGCAGAAAUCGAAAAGGCCGAGUAGUUGUAAUGUCGGCGGUGCUGCCAGGAUUAGUCCGGUCAGGGUAAUGGCUUCGGUUGCGACCGCGGAGAAGCCUUCGAGAGCAUCGGAGAUCGUGCUGCAACCCAUCAGAGAAAUCUCUGGUACGGUUAAGUUGCCGGGUUCCAAGUCCCUGUCCAAUCGGAUUCUUCUUCUUGCUGCUCUAUCUGAGGGAACAACUGUGGUUGACAAUUUGUUGAACAGCGAUGAUGUGCAUCACAUGCUUGUUGCAUUAAGGACGUUAGGGCUCCAUUUGGUAGAAGACGGUGCAAUUAAACAGGCAACUGUGGAAGGUUGUGGUGGUCUAUUUCCUGUAGGUAAGGAAGGGAAGGAAAUUGAACUUUUCCUUGGAAAUGCCGGAACAGCAAUGCGCCCAUUGACAGCAGCUCUCACUGCUGCAGGGGGUAAUGCAAGCUACAUACUUGAUGGCGUGCCCCGAAUGAGGGAGAGACCAAUAGGUGACUUGGUUGUUGGUCUUAAGCAGCUUGGUGCUGGUGUUGAUUGUGUCCAUGGCACAAAUUGUCCCCCUGUUCGCGUGAUUGGAAAAGGUGGACUUCCCGGGGGAAAGGUGAAACUUUCUGGAUCAAUUAGUAGUCAAUACUUGACUGCUUUGCUCAUGGCAGCUCCUCUAGCCCUUGGGGAUGUGGAAAUUGAGAUAAUUGAUAAAUUGAUAUCUGUUCCAUAUGUUGAAAUGACUAUAAAGUUGAUGGAACAAUUUGGAGUCACUGUAGAGCAUAAUGAUAGCUGGGAUCGAUUCUUGAUCCAUGGAGGUCAAAAGUACAAGUCCCCUGGUAAGGCGUAUGUCGAAGGCGAUGCCUCGAGUGCUAGCUACUUCCUAGCUGGAGCUGCAGUUACUGGUGGGACUGUCACCGUUGAAGGUUGUGGGACAAAUAGUUUACAGGGAGAUGUAAAAUUCGCCACAGUACUUGAGAAAAUGGGUGCUAAAGUUACCUGGACAGAAAACAGUGUUACUGUCACCGGACCAUCAAGGGAAGCUUAUGGAAGGAAGCACUUAAAGGCUAUUGAUGUUAACAUGAACAAAAUGCCAGAUGUUGCUAUGACUCUUGCAGUAGUUGCACUAUUUGCUGAUGGUCCCACUGCUAUAAGAGAUGUGGCAAGUUGGAGAGUGAAAGAGACAGAAAGGAUGAUUGCAAUUUGCACAGAACUGAGGAAGCUAGGAGCAACAGUCAAAGAAGGACCAGAUUACUGUGUGAUCACUCCGCCAGAGAAGCUCAACGUGGCAGCAAUUGACACAUAUGAUGAUCACCGAAUGGCCAUGGCUUUCUCUCUCGCUGCCUGUGCUGAUGUUCCGGUCACCAUCAAGGAUCCCGGUUGCACUCGGAAAACUUUCCCCGACUACUUUGAAGUCCUUGAGAGAGUGACAAAGCAUUGAAUCAAUAUGGGAACUGAGCUUGCUUAGUUCCACAGCAGAAAAAAGUAAAAAUGUAGGUUAUCUUGUACUUGUUUGGCCUUGUGGCUUGUAUGGAUGGUGAUUAUUUUAUCUUUGCCAAAGUUGGGUGUUUUAUCAAUUGGUUUUUUAGUAAGUGUUAUAUCAUUUGGGUAAA
This is a messenger RNA of Carica papaya (papaya), 1920 nucleotides long. Its product is annotated as RNA 3'-terminal phosphate cyclase/enolpyruvate transferase, alpha/beta. Gene Ontology annotation, molecular function: 3-phosphoshikimate 1-carboxyvinyltransferase activity. Lineage: Eukaryota; Viridiplantae; Streptophyta; Magnoliopsida; Brassicales; Caricaceae. The record is from RefSeq and is a predicted model, not a curated record. Gene Ontology annotation, biological process: chorismate biosynthetic process; aromatic amino acid biosynthetic process.